Molecule: messenger RNA, 2221 nt
Organism: Phragmites australis (common reed)
Lineage: Eukaryota; Viridiplantae; Streptophyta; Magnoliopsida; Poales; Poaceae
Product: probable trehalase
Exons: 11
Coding region: 167-1954 (595 amino acids)
Biological process (GO): trehalose catabolic process
Molecular function (GO): alpha,alpha-trehalase activity
Source: RefSeq, a predicted model, not a curated record
GUCCCCUACCGCUCCAUCAGUUUCCAGCAGCCAAUCGCGGGAGCGCGGAGAGGAGACGAGUCACGAGACCCGCCGCGCGCUCGUCCUCCUCGCCGCCGAGCCCUCCCCGCGUCGUAGCCCCUACCAACUCCGCACCGUACGUAGCUCCUUUUAAAAACCUCGGCGGAUGGUUGGGCUUCCGCACCCUCACCACGUUCUCCUUGUUCUCGUCCUCCUCCCGCUCCUCGGUGCGAUCGAGAUGGCGGCAACCACCGCCACCGCGGCCGGUGGGUCCGACGAGGGAGGCCACGCGCUGCUGGGGCUCCUGCAACGCGUCCAGUCGGAGGCGCUGCGCGUGCUGGGGCCUAACGACUUCGACCCCAAGCUUUACGUCGACCUGCCGCUGGCGGCCGACGAGGGCGCCGCGGCGGCCGCGCUCGCGGCGCUGCCGCGCCCGGCUCCGUCGCGGGCGGAGCUGGAGGCGUUCCUGGCGCGGUACUUCGGGGCGGCCGGGUCCGACCUCGUGGCCGCCGACCCGCCGGACUUCCACGCCGACCCGCGCGGGUUCCUGCCCCGGGUGGAGAGCCGCGAGGCGCGGGCGUGGGCGCUGGAGGUGCACGCGCUCUGGAAGGACCUGGCGCGGCGGGUGGCGCCGGACGUCGCGACGCACCCGGAGCGGCACACGCUGCUGCCGCUGCCCGGCAGGGUCGUCGUGCCGGGCUCCAGGUUCCGGGAGGUCUACUACUGGGACUCCUACUGGGUCGUCAGGGGAUUACUGGUGAGCAAAAUGUACGACACGGCAAAGGAAAUCGUGCUUAAUCUUGUAUACCUGGUAGAAAAAUAUGGUUUUGUUCCGAACGGUGCAAGAUCGUACUACACUAACCGAAGUCAACCGCCACUUUUAAGCUCGAUGGUUUUAGACAUAUACAGGGAAACUGAUGAUUUGGGCUUUGUUAGGAGAGCAUUCCCCUCUCUGCUGAAAGAGCACAGCUUCUGGAUGUCAGAGAUUCAUAAUGUAGCUAUAAUGGACAAUCAUGGUCGGGUCCAUAAUUUGUCUCGGUACCAGGCAAUGUGGAACAAACCUAGGCCGGAAAGUGCAACAAUUGAUGAGGAACUGGCUUUGAAGCUUAAUUCUACAGCCGCUAAGGAAAAAUUGUACCACCAAGUUGCUUCAACAGCAGAAUCAGGAUGGGAUUUUAGCUCUCGAUGGAUGAGAAAUGCUACUGACAUGGCAACACUGGCAACAACUUUCAUUAUACCUGUGGACUUGAACACGUUCAUAUUCAAGAUGGAGCGCGACAUAGCUGUCUUUGCUAAACUCAUUGGAGAUAAUGCAACCUCAGAAAAUUUUUUAGAGGCUUCAAAAGCACGUCAUAUUGCAAUUGACUCUAUUUUAUGGAACUCCGAGAUGGAACAGUGGCUUGACUACUGGCUUCCUACUGAUGGAAAUUGCCAGGGAGUCUACCAAUGGAAGUCUAACUCACAGAACCGCAACAUAUUUGCUUCUAACUUCAUUCCGUUGUGGUUAAAUGCACACCAUUCAGGAUCGGUGCAAUUUGUCGACGAGGCAAAAUCAGAGAGAGUCAUGAGAAGCCUCCAAACAUCUGGAUUACUUCAUGUCGCAGGAAUAGCAACUUCCCUGUCAAACACAGGCCAACAAUGGGAUUUUCCGGAUGGAUGGGCCCCAUUGCAGCAUCUUAUAGCUGAGGGGUUGUUGAAUUCUGGUUCAGAGGAGGCGAGAAAGUUAGCUGAGGAUAUUGCUACGAGGUGGGUGAGAACAAACUAUGCCGCAUACAAAGCAACCGGCGCGAUGCAUGAGAAAUAUGAUGUGGAGGCCUGUGGAAAAUCUGGAGGAGGCGGUGAAUACAAACCCCAGACUGGUUUUGGUUGGUCCAACGGUGUGAUAUUGUCGUUCUUGGAAGAAUUCGGAUGGCCUGAGGACAAGGAGAUAGACUGCUCACGGCGGCGAAGUUAACCUUGCAGGAGUGGAAUCUGUCUAGGAAGGUUUACAACUACACAUACAUGGCUACGCUACGCGCGCGAGCGGUGUAACGCGCUGGGCAUUUGCACAUUGCAUACAUGCAAGCGUUUGCAUUACAUUCAGCAGUUCGGCAAGCGUUUCCCAAAUUUUCAGUAUGGAGGAUGUAGCAGAAUUAUGAGUUUGGGCAAGAUGCGGCAUGGCACACUCUUUGACCAGUGACGCAGUAUUGAUUAGCAUUGUAUAACAAUAAUACUCGGCACC